Molecule: messenger RNA, 1241 nt
Organism: Oreochromis aureus
Lineage: Eukaryota; Metazoa; Chordata; Actinopteri; Cichliformes; Cichlidae
Product: ladderlectin-like
Exons: 6
Coding region: 42-575 (177 amino acids)
Molecular function (GO): signaling receptor activity
Source: RefSeq, a predicted model, not a curated record
CUGGCACAGAAAAAGGAGAUGAUACUCUACUAAUCAUAACCAUGAAGCUGCUGAUUGUGUCUGCAACCAUUUGUGCAGUUGUGGCUCUCACCACUUCUACUGCUACGAAGGCCAGGAAUGGGACUGUGGUGCGACCACUCACAGGAAAACAAUGUCCCCGCGGUUGGAUAAAGCAGUUCAAACAAUGUUUCCUCUAUGUUUCUCAUGCCCUGUCUUGGGCUCGGGCUCAGAGAAACUGUGCGCAACUGAAGGCAAACCUUGCAUCUGUUCACAGCAUCAUGCAGUACCAGUUCAUUCAGAAGCUGAUAUUUCAUGCUACGCAUGCGAAUGAGGAAGCAUGGCUAGGAGCCUCAGAUGCACAAGAGACUGGUUAUUGGUUUUGGAGUGAUGGAACACAGUUUAACUACUCAGAUUGGUGUCCUGGACAGCCAAACAAUGAUUAUUUUACCAGGGAGCGAUGCCUGCAGAUAAAUUCUUCAGAAAAGAAGUGUUGGGAUAAUAAGAGCUGUACCAACCUCCUCCCAUCUGUCUGUGUCAAGAACAUCGAAUCAUUCCUGGGUCACAGCAAAGCAUGAUACACCUGGCAACAAAGUAAACAAUCUCAUAUCCCCUAAAGAAUCUGUUUCUGAUAUUGCAACUGUACCUAUUUUCUUUGCUGUGAUGCUACAUAAGGAAUGAAAUGACAAGUGAUAUAACUUGGAGUUGGGUUGUUUCUUUUAAUAGGAACAGACUGAAUAUGUAAUGGAAAAUAAUUAUUUUCUUGCAAAACUUUAUUUUUCCAGAAUAAACUGCUUCUUUCUUAUUUUCUGCAACAUUAAAAAUAUUUGCACUGACACUUCUCUUUGAAUGUGAAACAAAUUUACAGGAGCUAAAUGUGUAGAGUAGGGCAGGUGAUGAAUAAAGAUUGUGUUUAUAUCUAACCAUUUGGUUUUAAGUAAAAAUACCAGAGAGCACAUGAUGCUGUGGAAAGAAUGGGGCUUGAAGGCCUGAUUUACUCUCUGAACAAAAAAGGAUUUCUAUUUAUUGUCAAAAAUUACAAAAAUGAACACUUGUAAUGCAACUUCAGUUGAAGGAUGACUUAUUCAAAAUGUACAAACCUAAGAAAGCAUAGCCAAGAAGCAAAGUGCUCCUCUGGGAGGUUUUGGUAUUAAGCAUGCAGACUCAAAAAACCAUAAGAAGAUCAGUUCUUCACUCAUGCUCUGUACUAUGUUGAUUUCUGAAUACUGUGUGAAACUUUUCAA